Molecule: messenger RNA, 2820 nt
Organism: Nyctereutes procyonoides (raccoon dog)
Lineage: Eukaryota; Metazoa; Chordata; Mammalia; Carnivora; Canidae
Gene: RINT1
Product: RAD50 interactor 1
Exons: 15
Coding region: 70-2457 (795 amino acids)
Biological process (GO): retrograde vesicle-mediated transport, Golgi to endoplasmic reticulum; endoplasmic reticulum to Golgi vesicle-mediated transport; regulation of ER to Golgi vesicle-mediated transport
Cellular component (GO): Dsl1/NZR complex
Source: RefSeq, a predicted model, not a curated record
GGAAGCGGCGGGGCCGCGGCCUCCCGGGCGCCCCGCGAGUCCGCGCCCUGGAAGCCGCGCUGGCAGCGCAUGGAGCCGAGGACUCGCGCGGAGGCGGGAUGCUCCCCGCCGGCAGCCCCGCGCUGCCCUCAAAGUGGCGAUGGAAGCAAGGACGUCGGGGAGAAAAGUGACAUAAAUAUUAUAGCUCUUGUUGGAAAUGAACAAGUCAAUGAAGAUACAGAUAAUGGUGAUCUCCCUGCCUACGUGUCUGCAUUUAUAGAAAAAGAAGUUGGAAAUGACCUUAAAUCUUUAAAGAAACUUGAUAAACUCAUAGAACAGAUGACGGAAAAUAAAAUGCAGUUAGAAGAACAGGUGCUUACAAUUUCAUCAGAAAUCCCCAAAAGAAUUCAGAGUGCCUUAAAAAAUGCAGAAGAAUCAAAGCAAUUCCUUAAUCAGUUUCUGGAGCAAGAAACUCAUCUCUUCAGUUCCAUUAACAGUCAUUUGCUGACUGCACAGCCCUGGAUGGAGGAUCUUGGGGCCAUGAUCAACCAAAUUGAGGAGAUUGAGCGCCAUCUUGCUUACCUUAAAUGGAUUUCACAAAUUGAAGAACUAAGUGAUAACAUUCAACAAUAUCUGAUGACCAAUAAUGUCCCAGAGGCAGCCUCUACUCUGGUGUAUAUGGCGGAACUUGACAUUAAGCUUCAGGAAUCAUCUUGUACUCAUCUUCUUGCUUUCAUGAGAGCCACUGUUAAAUUCUGGCAUAAGAUUCUCAAGGACAAACUUACAAGUGAUUUCGAGGAAAUUUUAGCUCAGCUUCAUUGGCCAUUCAUCACACCUCCCCAGUCUCAAACUGUUGGCCUGAGUCGACCAGCCAGUGGCCCUGAGAUAUAUAGUAACCUGGAGACACUGUUUUGUCAGCUUCUAAAACUACAAACCUCAGAUGAAUUACUUACUGAGCCAAAACAACUUCCAGAAAAAUACUGUCUCCCCGCAUCCCCUUCUGUCAUCCUGCCCAUCCAGAUUAUGCUGACUCCCCUUCAGAAAAGGUUCCGGUAUCACUUCCGAGGGAACCGACAGACUAAUGUGAUAAGCAAGCCUGAAUGGUACUUGGCUCAGGUACUUAUGUGGAUCGGGAAUCACACUCAGUUUCUGGAUGAGAAGAUUCAGCCAAUAUUAGACAAAGUAGGCCCUUCAGUAAAUGCGAGGCUUGAAUUUUCCCGGGGGCUUAUGAUGCUCGUUCUUGAGAAGUUAGCUGCUGAUAUACCAUGUCUGCUCUAUGAUGACAAUCUCUUCUGUCAUCUGGUGGAUGAGGUGCUUUUGUUCGAAAGGGAGCUACAUAGUGUUUAUGGCUAUCCUGGCACUUUUGCAAACUGUAUGCAUAUUCUAUCAGAGGAAACCUGUUUUCAGAGGUGGUUGACCGUGGAGAGAAAAUUUGCUCUUCAAAAAAUGGACUCAAUGCUUUCAUCAGAGGCUGCCUGGAUAUCUCAAUAUAAGGAUAUCACUGAUGUGGAUGAGAUGAAAGUUCCAGAUUGUGCGGAGACUUUUAUGACGCUAUUACUGGUGAUAACUGACAGAUAUAAAAAUCUUCCCACAGCUUCCAGAAAGCUACAGUUCCUGGAGUUACAGAAGGACUUAGUAGAUGAUUUUAGGAUACGGUUAACUCAGGUGAUGAAAGAAGAGACUAGAGCUUCCCUUGGCUUUCGAUACUGUGCGAUUCUCAAUGCCGUGAACUAUAUCUCAACAGUACUGGCAGAUUGGGCUGACAAUGUUUUCUUCCUUCAACUUCAGCAGGCAGCACUGGAGGUCUUUGCAGAGAAUAACACCCUGAGUAAGUUGCAGCUGGGACAGCUAGCGUCCAUGGAAAGUUCUGUCUUUGAUGACAUGAUUAACCUGCUGGAGCGUUUAAAACAUGACAUGUUGACCCGUCAGGUAGACCACGUUUUUAGAGAAGUUAAAGAAGCUGCAAAAUUGUAUAAAAAAGAAAGGUGGUUGUCCUUGCCGUCCCAGGCCGAGCAGGCGGUGAUGUCGCUGUCCACCUCAGCCUGCCCACUCCUGCUCACGCUGAGAGACCGCUCACUGCAGCUGGAGCAGCAACUCUGCUUCUCCUUAUUUAAAAUUUUCUGGCAGAUGCUUGUGGAGAAGCUGGACGUAUACAUCUACCAAGAAAUCAUCCUUGCUAAUCAUUUCAAUGAAGGAGGAGCAGCUCAGUUGCAGUUCGAUAUGACGCGGAAUCUGUUCCCCCUGUUCUCCCACUAUUGCAAGAGACCGGAAAAUUAUUUUAAACAUGUAAAAGAAGCCUGUAUUGUUCUGAAUCUGAAUGUUGGUUCUGCCCUACUUCUGAAGGAUGUCCUGCAGUCAGCUUCAGGCCAGCCCUCUGCCACAGCCGCAUUAAAUGAAGUUGGAAUUUAUAAACUGGCUCAACAAGAUGUUGAGAUUCUGCUUAAUUUGAGGACAAACUGGCCUAACACUGGAAAAUAAUGCAUCAUUUUUUGUUUUGGAGUUUUGGGUUUUAACAAAGAGGAAGACAAAUUGGAUUUCAAGUUAAAUGACGAUGUUCUGAAUUAAUGAAACUGGACAGUUGAAAACUUUACGGAGAAUCAUUUAAUCUUGGACUUACAGUGUAAUUAAAAUGAUGACCAUAUUUCCUCAGUCCUCUUGUUCCUAAGAAAACAAAAACAGAAAACUCAGAAGCCAGGAAAAUGCAGAAUAAUUGCAUUUAGAAAUACAUGUCUACUGAAUAAGAUACAAGAGCAGAGAUAAUAAAUUAUGACAAAUUUUCAUCCUAUGCUAAUUAAGGGAAACUUGUAGAUAAACACAGCAAAUAAAUUUUUAAAAAAAUCA